This is a messenger RNA of Tachyglossus aculeatus (Australian echidna), 2041 nucleotides long. RefSeq names its product transmembrane protein 135 (gene TMEM135). NCBI's taxonomy places the organism in Eukaryota, Metazoa, Chordata, Mammalia, Monotremata, Tachyglossidae. The record is from RefSeq and is a predicted model, not a curated record. The transcript is spliced from 15 exons. Bases 1 to 1377 code for a protein of 458 amino acids.
AUGGCGGCCCUCAGCAAGUCCAUCCCGCACAGCUGCUACGAGAUCGGCCACACCUGGCAGCCCUCCUGCGGGGGCUCCUUCCUGCAGAUCACCCGAGGGGCCCUGGAGGAGUCCCUCAAGAUCUACGCCCCCCUCUACCUGAUUGCAGCCAUUCUCCGGAAACGAAAACUAGAGUACUAUGUACACAAGCUGCUACCUGAGAUCUUACAGUCAGCCUCAUUUUUGACGGCGAAUGGAGCCUUAUACAUGGCUUUCUUUUGCAUCUUAAGGAAGAUCCUUGGAAAAUUCUACUCCUGGAGUCCUGGCUUUGGAGCUGCUCUCCCAGCCUCUUACGUGGCCAUUUUGAUUGAAAGGAAAAGCAGGAGAGGCCUGCUGACAAUUUAUAUGGCUAAUCUGGCAACAGAAACAUUAUUCCGGAUGGCAGUAGCGAGAGGAACCAUCACGACAUUAAGAAAUGGAGAAGUCCUUUUGUUCUGCAUCACAGCUGCUAUGUACAUGUUCUUUUUCAGGUGCAAGGACGGCUUGAAGGGAUUCACAUUCUCUGCACUUCGGUUCAUUGUCGGGAAAGAAGAAAUCCCCACGCAUUCAUACUCACCGGAGGCAGCAUUUGCAAAAGUGGAACAAAAGAGAAAGCCACAGGAGGAGAAAUCAAGAAGAAUGAACAUAAUCGCCCUGGCCAAGAAACGUGUGGAUUCCAUAUGCAAACUUGGACCGAGACAUAGAUGUUGCAAGCACUAUGAAGAUAACUGCAUCUCCUACUGCAUUAAAGGCUUCAUCAGAAUGUUUAGCGUGGGUUACUUGAUUCAGUGCUGCCUCCGAAUCCCAUCUGCAUUCAGGCAUCUGUUUACAAAACCAUCCCGGCUUCUCUCUCUGUUUUACAACAAGGAAAACUUCCAGCUUGGAGCUUUUCUUGGUUCUUUCGUCAGUAUUUACAAGGGUACCAGUUGCUUCCUGCGCUGGGUGAGAAACCUGGAUGAUGAGCUACACGCUAUCAUAGCUGGGUUCCUGGCGGGGAUUUCUAUGAUGUUUUACAAAAGUACGACCAUCUCCAUGUACCUAGCUUCCAAGCUGGUGGAGACUUUAUACUUCAAAGGCAUCGAAGCAGGAAAGGUUCCCUACUUUCCCCACGCAGACACCAUCAUCUAUUCCAUCUCCACGGCGAUAUGCUUUCAGGCGGCGGUCAUGGAAGUUCAGACCUUGCGGCCGUCCUACUGGAAGUUCCUGUUGAGGCUUACCAAGGGCCGGUUUGCUCUGAUAAAUAGAAAAGUCCUAGACGUAUUCGGCACUGAAGCAUCGAAGCACUUUCCAGACUUUACCCCUCGACUGGAUCCGAGAUACACGACCGUGACCCCGGGGCUGCCUGUCGAAUUAUCCUGAAGACCACUCUUCCCCCGCGAUUAAAUGUGAGGACUGUUUCGUCCUGGAGAGUUGAUGAACUUAAGUCGAACAGAAAGAAGAGGGCUGCUGCUCCACUUCAGCGUUAUUUCAACAAGAAAUGCUUUUUUUUUUUUUUUUACCAAUCAGAAAUACUGGAGCUUCGUAGGAAGAUAUGGCUUAAUAAUUAAGCUCCCUCCAGAGCCAGGGUGUGAUUUCGGGUCACUGGAGUGGGAGGGUCAUAUUGUAGAUUCUUGAUUCAGAUGUGUCCGUGAGUAAUGUAAAAUGAUCUAUAGACAAAGAAAUCACCUAUAAGAGUAUACUUAACACCUUAAAAUACCUUUUGUCCAUUCCAAUAUAUUUCUUAGUCCAACUGAGAAUAUAUCCCAUUCUAGGCCCUUAUAAUAGAACAGAAUUAUAAGUUACUAUUGACUUUGUUGUUAUUGUUACUAUUCUUGAUUGAUGGCCAUUGUGGUGAAACGGUCUGGAUUUGAAGUAGCCAUGUGAAAUACUUGCUACUCUGUCCCAGAGGAAUUGAAAUAGAAGGACCAUAGUUUCUUUAGGGUCGUGGCAGAGACGGCAGAUGUUGGCCGACAACGUGGUGUCCACUAAACGAAGCCGCUUCUGAAGUCCGGCCACCACCAGUCGUAUCUUCUUCCGAGCCGGG